ACGAGAUUGAUUAUAGAAAAAAUUACGUGAUAUUUUAUAAUUCAAGUUGAGAAAUGGAGAUAUUAUGGCGCGCCGUAUUGUUUUUAGGGAUUACGUUUUAUGUGAUGGUUUCCGUUAUUACUGCUCCUGCAAAUACAUACUCCCGCGGGCCACAGUAUACAGUGAGUCCAUCUAACAGCGACAAACAUCCGUACAUAGAGGUGAGGAACGCGACGUACCACGGCAGCGGGCCUAGAGAGGAAGCCCGCGCUAUGUGCUCGGUGAAGACGCAAGAGGUCAACGCUACUGCUAACGCUACCAUUACGAGGAGGCUACAUGGAGUAGUUACUUCGAGAGAACUCCAUUCAUCUAUACAACGGUUAGAGGUGAUCAUCUACGGGCAGAUGCAGCAGCUGUGGCAGAGUCUAGAUGCACUGCGAACGCAAAUCGCAGGCAGUUCCCGAGUGUCAUACCCUGACCGCCGUAGCGUCACUUUUAGAUAUAGACCUACUCGUAAUUCACUAUGAAAUUAAACUACCUGACCUACUACGACGAUUUUUUUAGAUCUGGUCCACCAAUAGAUACUUUGUAGGCUUAAGAGAAACAACAGUAUUGUGGCCAUUCUGGGCAAUAUGUUGGUACGGAAAUUUUGAAAAUAUAUAAAACAGAAUUUCAAAAUUCAAAUUGGUCACCAUCUUGCAAAUAUGCCUUGGUGGGGGCCCUGUUUUGAAAUUAGUUGGGGGCCCAAUAGAAGCGUAAAGAUUUCUCACAAAGGAAACAAAAAUACAUGCUUAUAAUAAAUAUAUGAGAGUGACUUACUUAACUGUAGUAGUAGUACUUAGGAUGUUUCUAACUUUUGGGCGCGCUCUUAACUCGAAAAAAAAACAGAUUGCUUUUUUAAUUUUGACAUUUCUGUGUUCAUGUUUAAGUGAAAACUCUAUAGGCAGUUUUAUAUUUCAGGGAAACACCAGAUUAAGUGAGAUUGUGGAUAACAUUUUACUAAUUUUUGCUUUCACACGUAAAGAGCCCCCGUAGACUGGGGGCCCUGUAUCAUUAAUACGGCUGAUACGGCGGUAGCUACGCCCCUGCCAUCUUGAGCAGUUGAGAACCUAUGCUUGGUAUGCUAUACCGUGAGAUCCUAUGGUUUCGAUUCUCAGCUCGAUAAAUUUAGGAAUCCAUCCAUACUAUUAUUGUAGGUAAGUGUCUUUGAUUAAACUAUUGAAUCGAUUUGGAUGAAAUUUGGUAAUUUUAGAGAUAAAUAGGACCUUGCAUUUUUAUCCCGGUAAAAUACAUGGUACAUGGUAAAAUACUCUCAGACUUUGUGAAAAUGUUGCGCAGGCUCCCGCUAGUAGGUACCUUUAUCUACCCAUAUACUUAAUUUCUAAAUUAACAGGAACCUGGGUCGAGUGGUAGGAUUGAGACGUGGCUCUCCAAAAAUAAAUAUAAAAACAGUAAUCCUUUAAUGUAAUCUAAUUAGAAUGGAUUUAUACACUAAACGAUAAAAUUAUUUAAAUUUUAUCAACGCGUUUGUGUUUUUAAACAACUUACCGAAUUUUGUUUCGAUAAGUACUUUUGAUUCAUUUAUUUCUUUGUUUAAACAAGAAGUGAAUUGGUAAUUAAAACAAAACAUAUUCCACCGAAUGUAGUGUUAUGUGUGUCACGAUUAUUGUGAUACUAUGUUGGUACGUGAUUUGCGUUUUCAAGAGCAUCCUUAUUUUACCUUGUUUGUGAUUUUAGGUCUUUGCGAAUAUAUUUUCCGUUUUUCUGAACUUGUACAAAACACAACUUUAGUAUUUUGAAUGAUCCUUUAAACGGAUUAGAAUUAUUUAGUAAUAAAUGAACCGGUUGUAGAUACGAGGUGUCACUAGGUUCGUCUUUUUAUAUCACUGACUAUAUACCUACAUACAUGCUUUAUUUUAUGUGGCAGCCACAUGUUAAACUUUAGAUUUUUUAACCAACUGUAUUUAUUUUCGUUAUAUUUGAUUAAAUUGUCAAAAAAUAAAAACCUUGAGUAGAGGGCGCCACGAGUAAUUUUAGUCAUAGAUUUACGAUUCGGUACAAGUACCUAAUAAUUCUAUGUUUUUAGCAAUCUAGGUAUACCAUAGCAUGGCAGUAGAAAUUAGUUCCUUUUUUGUCCGCAACAUGCGAAGUUUUACAUUUUUCUACUAAGGCUAUAAAUAACAUAAAAUCAUAUAGUAUGUUCCAAGAUAAGCUUUUGUGCCUGUGUUUAGUCUAUAGAGGAUAAUUUAUAGGAUAUAGGAUAAGAUAUAGAUUGACAAAUAAAUAAAACUAAUAAAAUAAUAAUGUUCAAUUUAUUAACAAUUAGUAACUGAUAAUCAGCAUUUACCCAGACAGUUUGUACAGAAAACUAAUCUUGAAUUAAAUAUAAAUUAAUACAAGAAUGUUCUUAUAUUUUUUAUAAUUAUUGAUUUUAAUACAAGUUUAGUUUCCACAAUAUACAUACUUAAUACUAGGCAGUAAAAUCAAGAAACAAGUUAGUAUACAAAAAUAUUGUUAAUUAACGAUGACGCUUAGAUAAUAUGUACCUAGUUAUUAAUAAAUAUUAACAAAUAAAGGAGUUUAUUAUGCUUUUUUCGUUAUUUAUUUUUAACAAAGUAAUACAUUUUAAUAUAUCAUUUUAUUGGACGUUAUAGAUUUUGUAAUUGAUUGUUGCAAAAAAAAAAUGACAAUUUAAUCCUAUUAUAAUAGAAAUCAGAUCUAAUAAUAUCAAAACUGUUUUAUCGUAUAAUAUAAUUUAGAAAUCUAAAUUAUGUUUGCCAUUAAAUAUAAUUAAAUUACAAUAUUAAUAAAUUAUAUAAUAAUUAAUUUUUCAACAAACAAAAUACAUCCAAAAUGUCGUAUUCUUAUAAGUAUAUUAAGAAAUUGACUUAAAUAAUCUUUGAAAUAUACUUCUAUGUUACAUAAGAAAUAAUAAAUGUUAUGACUAAAUUUAUUAAGUUGGUAAUAAUGUUUCAAUGCAUUUGUUAAGUUAUGGCAGAGAAUUAAAUGAUAAUAACUAUUCAAUAUUUCAAUCCCAUGUUCUUUAUAGAUAAAUUAACUGUAACAUUCAAAAUUUUGACGGCCUCCGUGGCGCAGUGGUUUGCGCGGUGGAUUUUCAAAACGGAGGUCCUGGGUUCGAUCCCCGGCUGGGCAGAUUGAGAUUUUCUUAAUUUGUCCAGGUCUGGCUGGUGGGAGGCUUCGGCCGUGGCUAGUUACCACCCUACCGGAAUGACGUACCGCCAAGCGAUUUAGCGUUCCGGUACGAUGCCGUGUAGAAACCGAAAGGGGUGUGGAUUUUCAUCCUCCUCCUAACAAGUUAGCCCGCUUCCAUCUUAGACUGCAUCAUCACUUACCAUCAGGUGAGAUUGUAGUCAAGGGCUAACUUGUAAAGAAUAAAUAAAAAAAAAAAAAAAAAA
This is a messenger RNA of Bicyclus anynana (squinting bush brown), 3395 nucleotides long. RefSeq lists its product as uncharacterized. The transcript is spliced from 3 exons. Lineage: Eukaryota; Metazoa; Arthropoda; Insecta; Lepidoptera; Nymphalidae. The coding region runs from base 54 to 506 and encodes 150 amino acids. The record is from RefSeq and is a predicted model, not a curated record.